This is a messenger RNA of Cryptomeria japonica (Japanese cedar), 3047 nucleotides long. Its product is annotated as disease resistance protein RUN1. The record is from RefSeq and is a predicted model, not a curated record. NCBI's taxonomy places the organism in Eukaryota, Viridiplantae, Streptophyta, Pinopsida, Cupressales, Cupressaceae. Gene Ontology annotation, biological process: defense response. Gene Ontology annotation, molecular function: ATP hydrolysis activity; ADP binding.
AAAUGCAUCUUUCUACAGUGAUGACAGUGAUGAAGAAGUGUUGAAGAUUAUUAAAAAUUAUGUUAUGAAGCAGUCCAAAAAUAUUCCAUUUGUGAUGCCCGAACAUCUUGUGGGUCUUGAUAAAAUCUUACAAGACUUUGAAAGAAGUGUAUUGCAAUCUUCUAAAAAUGUAAAAAUUGUGGGGAUUACAGGUAUGAGUGGGUGUGGAAAAAGCACAUUGGCAAAACAAUACUACAACAAGAUGAUAAAGUCCUCCUACAGGUGUAGUUUUCUUUUUGAUGUUUCAACUAAAACUUUGUGUGAAAUGCAAAAAAAAAUGUUUCAAGAUCUUGGUGGUUCAGAAGAUGUAUCAUUUGAUAGUGUAGAAGAAGGAAAAGCAAUCUUAAGAGAGUAUUUGAGUUUUGUUCAGGUAUUUAUUAUCUUGGAUAAUGUAGAUCAUCUAGAUCAAUUAGAAUCUCUCUUACCAAUAAAAGAUAAUCUUGGGCAUGGCAGUGUGGUUGUGGUUAUAAGUCAAAAUUCGCACAUUUUUACAUUAUGGGGAAUUCCUUCUGAUUCUAUUUUCAAGAUGAAGGAGUUUAAUUCUGGACAUUCUAUGGAACUAUUUUGCUGGCAUUCUUUCGGAAAACCCUCUCCAGAAGAUGGAUUUGAAUGUCUUGUUAGUGGUUUUUUAAAAUUCUGCCAUGGAUUGCCAUUAGCCGUCAAGGUAUUAGGAGGACUUGUGCAUGGAAAGUCGAAGGCUUGUUGGGCUUCGCAAUUGGAUAAGGUCUCGAAAUCAUUGCCCAAAGGCAUUAGAAGCUUGCUACAAGUGAGCUUUGAUGCACUAGAUGAGGAAGAAGAGAAGGAGAUAUUUUUAGAUAUAUCUUGUUUCUUCGUAGGAAGAGAAAAGGAUUCAGCCAUCGCAGUGUGGGAUGAGUCCAAAUGGAGUGGGGAGUGUAGUUUGCAAACACUCGUGGAUAAGUUUUUGGUUGAGAUAGAUGAGUAUAACUGCUUGAGAAUGCAUGAUCUGCUGAGAGAUUUGGGAAGGGACAUCUCAAAGACAAAGUCACCGUACCGCGUUUGGUCAUCGGAGCAAAUUACCCAUAUUGAGGAAAAGGGGGAGGGAAGCGUGCAGAUUCGGGGAAUUAAAAUUCGAACGGAAGAGGUUUAUGAAGACUUUGUGGAGCUUGUUCAAGGAUCAGGUAGAGGGUUGAAGCGAAAACGGGGUUUAAAAAUCGUGGAUGUUGAAAACAAUUAUCUUACAGAAGAAUUAGCACCAGUAUCAGAAGGCCUUGUAUCGCUGCGAUGGGCCAAGUUUCCGCAUACAGCUAUUCCGGCAUGGAUUUCGUUGAAGAAGUUGAGAGUUUUAGAGCUUUGCGAGGCUUCUAAUUUAGAAGAACCGUGGAGGGAGAGUGCCAACCCUCCUGUGCAGUUGGAAGUGCUGAGAAUCAUUCAUGCCGGAAGUUUCCUGAGAUUUCCAAGGUCAAUAGGAUUUCUAAAGCAUUUAAAAAAGAUAUAUUUUGAUGGCCAAGGAGCUCCUAUUGAAGGUUUACCAGAUGAGUUUUGCUGUCUCCAAUCGCUGGAGCGCCUGGAGUUAGUUGGAUGUGAUGAGCUAAAAUCAUUGCCUAGCAAGUUCGGUGAUCUGACAAAUCUGCAGCAUCUAAUUUUGAAAAGAUGCGGUGGGAUCGAAGGUUUACCAGAAGAUUUUGCCUGCCUCCAAUCACUGAAGGAGUUAGUGUUAAGUGAUUGUCAUAAGCUAAAAGCGUUGCCUAGCAAGUUCAGCAAUCUCACAAAUCUGUGGGUGACCUUCUGCUCAGGGCUCAGGAAAAUAGAAGGAUUAGAAAAUUGCACUUCAUUAGAGGUGCUGAUUUUAGAUACCCGUGCGAAAGUGCCGGUGAUCGAAAAUAUAAAUAUGAUGGAUAUGGAGAGUUUGAGGUGGGUAAGCAUCAUUCCAGAAUGUCACCGGCUAUCAGCAUUUGGAGCUUGCCUUCAAACAAUAAAUAGAGAGAAAUGGCCAUCCAGAUUAACGAUUUGUGUAAAGAGUGUGGCUGGCGUGGAGGCGAUUGUGAAGUCUAUUUCAUCUCCUGCUCUCACUUUGGUUGACUCGUUCCACCGGCGGAAGAGGUGAUUCGCUCGACGAUAAUUAUUGGCGGUAUGUCUUUUUGACAGAGCGUCCUGCCAACGCGGCAGCGAUGAUAUGCCUUGUUAUAGAUUCCGAUAAUGUCAACUUUUUUAAGAUAGAUCCCAAUUAUGUUAGUGGAGGCUUUUGGCGAGAACCAGAAUAUGGUGAAAUGUAUAUGGGGUUUGGAAAAAGGGUAUGCAUAGGUGUCUUCACUGCAUCUUCACUCGUGGGAAGCGAAGUCUCUUUCUCACUAGGUUGGAAAAAGGGCCAUGCGGAAGAAGAAUCGGUAGAGAUGGGAAUAUUAGUGAUGGGCGAGGAAAGUGAAGUUGUGGAUGCUUUUUAUCAAUUAGUACAAGAUUUGGGAAAAGCACAAGAUAUUUGUGAGUCUGAAGAUAUUUCUGAAGAUAUUUCUGAGUCUGAAGAUAAGUCUGAAGAUAUUUGUGAGUUUGAAGAUAUUUCUGAAGAUAUUUGAGUCUGAAGAUAUUUGUGUUUCUGUGUGGAAGUAGAGAUGGGAAUAUUAGUGAUGGGCGAGGAAAGUGAAGUUGUGGAUGCUUUUUAUCAAUUAGUACAAGAUUUGGGAAAAGCACAAGAUAUUUGUGAGUCUGAAGAUAUUUCUGAAGAUAUUUCUGAGUCUGAAGAUAAGUCUGAAGAUAUUUGUGAGUCUGAAGAUAUUUCUGAAGAUAUUUGAGUCUGAAGAUAUUUGUGUUUCUGUGUGGAAGUAGAGAUGGGAAUAUUAGUGAUGGGCGAGGAAAGUGAAGUUGUGGAUGCUUUUUAUCAAUUAGUACAAGAUUUGGGAAAAGCACAAGAUAUUUGUGAGGCUCGAUGAAUUUGUAAAUCUGAAUAAUUAUAAUUUAAGGAUAGAUGAUGGAAAAUUAGGUUGUAAAUAUUAUAAAUUUUAUUGUGUAAUAUUUGUAAUUAAAUUGUUUUUAAUUGAAGAAUAUUUAUGUUA